Molecule: messenger RNA, 7603 nt
Organism: Harmonia axyridis
Lineage: Eukaryota; Metazoa; Arthropoda; Insecta; Coleoptera; Coccinellidae
Product: fatty acid synthase-like
Exons: 35
Coding region: 169-7401 (2410 amino acids)
Biological process (GO): fatty acid biosynthetic process
Molecular function (GO): 3-oxoacyl-[acyl-carrier-protein] synthase activity; phosphopantetheine binding; fatty acid synthase activity
Source: RefSeq, a predicted model, not a curated record
CCCAGUUUUGGUUCACUGCCAGCUAGUUUAUUUUUUCUAUCUUCAGUUUAGUUUUUGUUGGUGUGGUUGUGUUAGUUAAAAUUCUUGGUUGUGGUCGGUUUUUAAUUUUUUUACUGCUUGGUUGCGGAUAUUAUUUUUAUAAUUUGAGCCUAUCUACUCAUUUGAAAUAUGGCUGACAAUUCUAGUGCAGAUAACGUACAGUCUCAAGAUGAAAUCAUCGAUGAUCCUUCUAUCGAUAAUGGGAGAAUUCUGGCAAGCCCUGCUCCAGGAGAAGAAGUUUGUAUAUCAGGAAUAUCCGGAGUUUUCCCAAAUUCCAAAGAUGUUCACGAAUUCAGGGACAAUUUGAUGAACAAAAUCGAUAUGGUGGAUGGCGAUUCCAGGAGAUGGGACCCUAUUCAUCCAGAAAUACCCCAGAGAACUGGAAAAAUCCGCAAUAUUGAAAAAUUUGACGCUGGAUUUUUCGGAAUUCACCAUAGACAAGCCAACUCUAUGGAUCCAAUGGUGAGAAUCUUCCUGGAGAAGUCUGUAGAGGCCAUUUUCGAUGCUGGAUUACAUCCUUCUGAACUGGAAGGCACCAACACUGGAGUUUUCGUUGGAUCUUGUUUCUCAGAGACCGAGAAGGAUUGGUUUUUCGAAAACUUGGAACCUGAGCAAUUUGGAAUCACAGGUUGCUUGAGGUCGAUGAUAGCAAACAGAGUCAGUUAUUUUCUGAAGCUGAAAGGAGUGUCUCACAUAACAGAUACAGCUUGCAGUAGUUCUUUGUAUGCCGUUGAAAAUGCCUACAGGGCCAUAAGAUCUGGAAAAUGUGACAAUGCUAUAGUCGGUGGAACCAAUUUAACCCUUCAUCCAUUUGUAUCUCUACAAUUCGCCAGAUUGGGUGUAUUGAGUAACGACGGUUGUUGCAAGUCCUUCGAUGCCACUGGAAACGGCUAUGCUAGAUCAGAAGCUGUGGCUUGCAUACUUUUGCAGAAGGCUAAAGAAUCUAGAAGAGUAUAUGCUACGAUUGUACAUGCUAAGACGAAUUGCGAUGGUUACAAGGAGCAAGGUAUCACUUAUCCUUCUGGGGAAACGCAGAAGAAACUUCUUCAGGAGUUUUAUAGGGAGUGCAACGUAGAUCCAAGAUCUCUCAGUUUUCUGGAGGCUCACGGCACAGGUACUAAAGUCGGAGAUCCUGAGGAAUGUUCAGCAAUAGAUGACGUCUUUUGUAAAGGUCGCGAAGAACCUCUUUUAAUCGGAUCUGUGAAGUCCAAUAUAGGACAUUCUGAACCAGCUUCUGGCCUCUGCUCGAUCACAAAAUGCAUAAUCGGUUUUGAAGAGGGAUACAUUCCACCAAAUAUCCACUAUUCCAAGGCAAGAGAGGGAGUACCUGCUUUGGAAGAAGGCCGUAUCAAGGUGGUUUCUGAGAAAACGCCAUUACAAGAUGAUAGAGGACUCAUGGGCAUAAAUAGUUUUGGCUUUGGUGGUGGAAACUGCCAUGUACUUCUUAGGUGGAACUCGAAAACCAAAAUUAAUGGGGGUCAGCCUACAGACAAUCUACCACGUCUGUUAUGUAUUAGUGGCAGAACACCAGAAGGUAUAACUUCACUCACUGAAGACGUGAAUUCAAGAAGUCUUGAUGCUGAACACAUACAACUUCUUCAAGAAGUUUUCAAGAAGGAUAUUGAAUCUCAUCGAUACCGUGGCUACACUAUUGCUUCCAAAGAUGGCGAAAUCAAAACUUCAGUGAGAGGUUUCGAAGGUAUAAGGCCACCUUUAGUACUGGCUUUUGGAAACUUUGAAGAUUCUUGGCAAUCUCUCGCUCAGUCCUUGUUUGCUAUACCUGUUUUCGCUGCUACGAUUCAAAGAAUUCAUGAUGUUUUGAGUACCAAAACAGGUGUUAAUAUCACUGAAAUAAUAGAAAACAAAGCAACUGAAAUAGAUCCUAUAGUGAAAAACGUUUUGGGAAAUAUUACGCUGCAUAUUGGAAUUGUAGAAAUUCUGAAAGAUUUAGAAGUGACUCCAGAUUUCAUCAUUGGAUAUGCUAUUGGGGAACUUGGAUGUGCCUACUAUGACGGAAGUCUGACUCUCGAACAGACUUUAUUGACAGCGUUUGAAAUUGCUAAUCAGAUCAAAACCAUAAAUGAACCGUCUACAACUUAUCUUGUUCACCUUGGAGAAGCACAGGUAAGAAAACUGUUACCUCCAAGUAUUGAAAUAAUAUGGAAAAAUACUGAAAGGAGUGUGACUGUAUCUGGAGCACAUAAAGUUACUCAAAACUUCGUUGAAUCACUCAAACAAAUCGGUGUCCAAGUGGAACAGAUCAGCAAUGUUGCAGUAACGUGGCAUACAAAAAAAGUCGCAAAAAUUGAAUCAAAUCUUCUACAAAGACUUAAGAAGAUCAUUUCGAAAACCAAACAGAGGAGUAGUAAAUGGUUGUCGGCGUCAACAGAGAAAGUAGCAUCUCCAGAAUACUUCAUAAAAGCUUUACUUUCCCAAAUAUGUUUCCAAGAUCUUUCUAGCCACUUUGAAGAGAACCAAGUUAUUUUGGAAUUGGGUCUUGGUGGAUUUUCUCAAUUACUAAAGAGCACAAUUGGAUCCCCUGUUGAAAUCGUUAAGUUUGAAGAUAAUUCUAAGGAAAAUGGAGUUAUUAGACUUCUGAAUGUGUUAGGAAGUCUGUACGAAUGUGGCUUCAAUCCUCAAGUACAAAACUUAUAUCCAAGAAUUCAAUAUCCAGUAAGCAGAGGUACACCGAUGAUUUCACCAAAAGUCAAAUGGGAUCACUCUAAAAACUGGUACGUUAUGUUCUACAGAGAAUCUGAUUCUUUGAAGAGUGGCGAAAGAGUACUUGGUGUUACAUUGAAGCAAGAAGAAUGGCAAUAUAUAUCAGGGCAUGUUAUUGAUGGACGUAACCUCUUCCCAGCAACUGGUUAUUUGCAGGCUGUUUGGGGAACUUUAUCUCUUACAACAAGUCUGUUAGAAAGUGAAAUGUUCUUGGUUUUCGAGAAUUGUCGUUUUAACAGGGCGACCACCGUCAGCAAAGAAGUGACGGAAUUUACUAUUAUGAUUCAAAGAAAUAGUGGUAAUUUUGAGGUGAUAGAGGGAGGCACAGAUGUUGUGAGUGGAAGGGUGUAUACUUUGUCUGAUAGUAAAGAGGAAUAUAUUGAUCUUCCUCAACCCACGGAAGGGAUAAGAGAUGAUUGUCUCUCUUUGAAAACGAAAGAUAUCUAUAAAGAAUUGCGUCUUCGAGGAUAUAACUACAGAGGUGCUUUUCGAGGUCUUCAAGAAUGCAACCAAGAUGCUACAGUUGCUUGGUUGAAGUGGGACGGCAAUUGGGUAUCUUUCAUGGACAGUAUGCUCCAAAUUAAAAUUCUUCAGCUUGAUACGAGGCUGUUGUAUGUUCCUACAAGUAUUAAAAAAUUGACGAUUGACGCCAAGAAGCAUCUACAGUAUGUGGAAUCUUUCGGUGAGAACCCAGUUCUUCCAGUGUAUGUCUACAAGGAUGCAGAUAUCAUAAGAUGUGGAGGUGUUGAAAUAAAAGGAGUUAUGGCUAGUUCCAUUCCUAGGAGGAAACAAUUGGGUCAACCCGUUUUAGAAAAAUACGAGUUUGUACCAAAUGAGAUAAAGCUUCCAAUUGAGCAAUCAUUACGUGUAAAUAUGCAGAUAGGCCUGGAAAAUUUGUAUGCCAUUAAGAUCAAAGUGGUUGAAGUGUUAGAUGAGGCAACAAAAGAAGGUAGCGAACCUUUAGGACCUUCUAUUCACCAAGUUUUCAAUGAUCAGCCACUUAUUCAAACCAAUAUUGUUAUACUAAGCAAAGAAAAGCUUGACCUGCAAAACGUCACAGUUGAAGACAAGAAAUUAGUUUCCGAAAAUGAUUGCAAUUUCAUCGUGGGAACUAAAAUUCUCCAGAGAGCAAUGAUUCUUCAACAAGCUUUCGGAGCCUUGAAAGAUAAAGGAUUCAUUUUAUCACGAGAAGAACCAGAUUUCGAUAUUUCUAAAUUGACAGAAGAAGAUCUUGCUGGUAUAGAUGUACUUAGCAUUCAUGAUGUUGGCACAGAGAAGCUUGUCUACUUCAGAAAAGCAAUACAACCAAAAGAAUAUAAAAUUAUCAAAGUUUCUCAAGAGGAUGAAGACUUCAGCUGGUUGCCUAAUCUGCAAACUUCUAUGAAGAGUGACAGCGAUGUUAUUAUAUAUGCGCAAAACGAGGAAUACAGUGGCAUUCUUGGUCUUUUCAAUUGCAUUCGAAGAGAACCUGGAGGAAUGAAUGUGAGGUGUUUCCUUAUAUUUGAUGCUGAUGCUCCACCAUUCGAUCCAAAACAUCCUUUCUAUUCUGUUCAGAUGAGGAGAAAUAUGUCUGUUAAUAUCUACAAGAAUGGACAAUGGGGAACUUAUAGACAUUUGCUAUUAGAUCAAAUCGAAGAAGUAGAAACUGAACAUUGCUUUGUGAAUCCUUUGAGAAGAGGGGAUUUGUCCAGUUUGAAAUGGAUUGAAGGAGAUCUGAACUCGAAAACUAUUUUACCUCCAGAGAAGAAGCUUGUACAGGUAUACUUCGCAUCAUUGAACUUCAGAGAUGUUAUGACCGCCUCAGGCCGUAUCAAUGCUGAUGUUAUCACCAUGGAUAGGAUAGAACAGGAAUGUGUUCAAGGUUUUGAGUUUUCAGGAAGGACUCCUAGUGGUCGAAGAGUUAUGGGAAUGGUAACUUAUGGAGCAAUGUCAACACUCAUUGCAGCUGAUAGUUAUCUACUCUGGGAUAUCCCAGAUUGUUGGACUAUGGAACAAGCUGCUACGAUUCCAGUAGUUUAUGGAACAGUAAUUUAUGCCCUUAUUCUGCGAGGUAAAAUCAAGAGAGGGAACUCCGUUCUUAUCCAUUCAGGUACUGGAGGAGUUGGACAGGCUGCCAUCAGCAUAGCUUUAGCCCACGGUUGUACAGUGUACACUACAGUUGGUACACAGGAAAAACGAGAUUUCAUAAAAAAAUUAUUCCCUCAACUAACAGAUCGCCACAUCGGUAGCUCUAGGGAUUUGGCUUUCGAGAAACUGAUUAAACAGGAGACGAAAGGUCGUGGUGUUGAUUUGAUUUUGAACUCCUUGGCCGAAGAGAAGCUCCAGGCCUCAGUUAGAUGUUUGGCAAAAGGUGGAAAAUUCUUGGAAAUCGGUAAAUUCGAUCUGGCAAACAACAACAGUUUGUCUAUGAAACUACUAUCCAAAGGCUGCUCUUUCCAUGGAAUCAUGUUGGAUCAGCUCUUCGUUGCACAUCCGUCAGUCAAGACACGAGUUGGUCGUAUGAUGGAAGACGGAAUCAAGAAUGGAGCUGUAAAACCAUUGACAACGAACGUUUUCAAAAUGGACGAGGUGGAGAAAGCCUUCCGUUUUAUGGCUACUGGUAAACAUAUGGGAAAAGUAAUGAUACAAAUUCGAAAAGAAGAACCUGUGAAGCACGCAAUUCCACCUGUAGUUCUCAGUAAGGCCUAUCCAAGAUUUUCAUGUUGUGACGGAAAAUCAUACAUUGUAACUGGGGGCCUAGGAGGAUUUGGUUUGGAGUUGGCUGAUUGGUUGAUCAUACGUGGUGCUAGAAAACUAGUUUUGACUUCCAGAAGUGGAAUCCAAACAGGAUACCAGUCCUCCAGAGUUAGAACUUGGAAUUCCUAUGGUGUUGUGGUCAAAAUAUCAACUGCUGAUAUCACUACCAAAGAGGGAUGCGAACAACUGAUCUCAGAAGCCGAAGAAUUGGGACCCAUAGAGAGUAUUUUCAAUUUGGCUGUUGUGCUUAAAGAUUCGCUGUUAGAAAACCAGAGUCCUGAAAGUUUCAGAAUAUCUUUGGGACCGAAAGCAGUAGCCACUAAAUAUCUCGAUGAAAUUACCAGAUACCGGUGUCCAGAUUUAAGAGAUUUUGUCAUCUUCUCAUCGGUAUCUUGUGGAAGAGGAAACACAGGACAAACCAAUUAUGGAAUGGCCAACUCCAUCAUGGAAAGGAUUUGUGAAAGAAGAAAACUGGAUGGUUAUCCAGCCUUAGCUAUUGAAUGGGGCGCAAUUGGAGAUGUUGGUUUAGUAGCUGAGAUGAUGGAAGAUCAUACUGAAAUGGAGAUUGGUGGUACUCUACAACAAAGAAUAUCUAGCUGUCUUCAAGUGAUGGAUACCUUUUUGAGGCAGAAAGAAGCUCCAAUUGUUUCUAGUAUGGUAGUAGCUGAGAAGAGAAGUGGUAGUGGAGGAGCAGACAAUAUUGUAGAUGCUGUUGCAAAUAUUUUAGGAAUCAAGAAACAGAGUGUAUCGCCACAUGCUACUUUAGCAGAGCUUGGUAUGGAUUCUAUGACUGCUGUUGAGAUAAAACAAACUCUAGAAAGAGAGUUUGAGGUAUUUUUGACCGCUCAAGAUAUCAGAAGUAUGACCUUUGCUAGGUUACAAGAGAUCCAACAGUCCAAAGAAUCAGAUCGCGAAGCUGGUAUCGUCCAUCAAAGACUUCCAACAGGAAUUGAACUAAUUUUACGCUAUCUAGGUGAUGAAGCAACCUCUACUGUUCCCGUGAUAAAACUACCGAGUUUGGUAGAAGAAAAAUCAGACGCACCUUAUAUCUUCUGCUUCCCCGGUAUAGAAGGUUUUGCAACAACUUUGAAGCCUCUUGCUGCUAAUCUGAGGGCUAAAAUAAUCGGUAUCCAGUUUUGUUACAAAAAUCCAACCAAUACUUACGCUGAUUUGGCAAAGGAAGCUGUUAUGCAAAUCGAGAACUUACUUGGACCAAAUGAACCACUCAAUUUGAUUGCCUACUCUUGGGGUUCAAUCAUAGCUUUAGAGACAUUGGCUAUGAUGGAGACCAAGGGACGUAAGGGAACAUUGAUAUGCUUAGAUGGUGCACCUGGUAUGCUCCAGGAAAUGUGCAAACAGGAGAUGAAGACAGGUUCAGAUGCAGAAUUCGAAACUGUUAUCCUUUGUCAUUUGAUGGCGUUAUAUCUUCCAUAUGAAAUCAUUUUGAAGAACAGGGAGAAACUCUACAAAUGUAAUACAUUCGAAGAACGUCUUGAUGUUGCUCAACAAAUUGCUUCGAAAGACUCAACACAUUCCCCACAGUACCAGAGGAAGGUUGCAAUAGCUUUCCAUACCCGUAUUAAGGAGUUGAAGACGUAUGCCCCAGACUAUCCAAAGAUACAAUCUACUGUAAGACUUUUCAAACCUUCAACCCUGAGUGUCCAGAACUUCGCCGAGGACUACAAACUUUCAGACCUUUGUGCUAACCUCUCUGAAGUCAAAGUAUUCGAAGGAAACCAUAUAACUAUAGUGGAAAACGCAGAAGUGGCUGAAACUAUCAAUGGACUUUUCGGCAUGAGAGCCCCUAUUGUACCUGCCAAGAUCGAAUCUAACGAAACGUACGCUAAGGAAGGUUUUACCGAAGGUUUAAUAUCGAAAGAAGUAACGGAAGUGAAACAAAUUUGAAAGAGAAAUGAAUGAAAAAAUGAACAUUGUAGUGAUAUAUUAGUUGAAUUUUUUUCAAAUAGACAUUAAUUUUGUUGUGUUUCUUCAAUGAAAAUUCGUUCAUUCCAUUUGAAAGACUUAGCGUUAAAUUAAGAAUUUGAAUGUUUCAAAUUUUAUGGAUUUUUUAUCAAAUUGAUAUGGAUAAUUAAAAUUUUCCUAUAAA